This is a messenger RNA of Vicia villosa (hairy vetch), 1401 nucleotides long. RefSeq lists its product as uncharacterized. Bases 1 to 1401 code for a protein of 466 amino acids. The record is from RefSeq and is a predicted model, not a curated record. Gene Ontology annotation, molecular function: catalytic activity. The transcript has a single exon. NCBI's taxonomy places the organism in Eukaryota, Viridiplantae, Streptophyta, Magnoliopsida, Fabales, Fabaceae.
AUGGUGUGGAACUGCCGUGGUGCUGCCAGUAAUGCGUUUUAUCGUUAUUGUAAGAUUUAUGUAGAUAGAUUCAAGCCGAGUAUGCUAGUGAUUGUGGAGACUAGAUGUGACCCUAAUAUUAUUACUAAAUCUCUUAUGAAGUUGGGAUACGACACAUUUAAGAUUAUUAGUAACUGGGGUUUUGCUGGAGGUAUUGCUAUGGCCUGGAAGUCUAAUGCCAUGGAUGUUUUUAUUCUUGAAAACAAUGACCAAUUUAUUCAUUCUAGAAUUAAAAUGGAAGAUAGUAAUCAGUGGUUUUUUACGGCUAUUUAUGCGAGACCUCAGGAGAAUAGUAAGAAGAUGCUAUGGGAUGAUCUGAAGGAAAUCUCCAAUAAUAUGCGAGAGCCGUGGAUGAUGGCUGGAGAUUUCAAUGAUAUUGCAUAUGUUAGUGAUAAAAGAGGUGGUGUGGCGCAUUCUUUAAGUAGGUGCAAGAGAUUACGGGAUAGAAUGGAUAUGUGCAAAGUGAGGGGUGUGGAGGCUAAGGGGCCAAAGUUCACUUGGAGAGGCCCUAUAUUUAGUGGUGGACAGCGGAUCUAUGAAAAAUUGGAUAGAGCCUUAAGCAAUGAUGAUUGGAGAUUGAUGUUUCCUGACUCGUUUGUGAAGGUUUUGAUGAGAUUUGAAUUCUCAGACCACCACCCGAUUCUGAUAAGCUUAAAAGAGGAGACUAGGAAUGUGUAUGAAAAGAAGUUUUGUUUUGAGAAUGCUUGGCUUACUCAUGAAACUUAUGAUUCCAUGUUGAAAUAUAGUUGGAAUACAUGUGAUAAUAUUGGCAAUAAUCUGAAGAGGGUUGUGGAGGGUAUAAACAAGUGGAAGUUUGCUAAUUUUGAUACAAUUAAGGAACAAAAGAAAGAGAUAAUGAGAUGGCUUGAAGGAAUCCAAAGGAAUCUCCAGAUGCAUGAUAAUGUUGGGGGUAUGAGAAGACUUGAGCAUAAGCUUCAAAGAGAGUUAAGUUAUCUUGUGAAUCAAGAGGAACUUAUGUGGCAUCAAAGAUCUAGAACAAAAUGGCUUGUAGAUGGUGAUAGAAACACUAAAUUUUACUAUAUGCAGAUUGUUUCUAGAUGGAAAAGAAAUAGAAUUCUAAUGUUGAAAAAUGAUGAUGGUGAAUGGAUUUCUGAGCAGGAGACUUUAAAGCAGCAUUGCACCGAGUUUUAUAAGAAACUUUUUGCGUGCCCUAGUCAAUGGUGCACAUGGUAUCAGACUCCAGUUAGCUAUCCAAAGCUUAGUAUGGAGGAUCUAAACCAUUUGAAUAAAGAGAUUGUUAUGGAGGAGUUUAAGCAUGCUUUGUUCACGAUGAAGCCGUGGAAGGCACCGGGCCGGAUGGUUUUCCUGCAGGAUUUUAUCAAAAGGCUUGGGAAGUUGUAG